AUGCCAAAACAUGCCUACAAACCUAGUUGCACUUUAUCUAAAAUAUCCAAAGUAAGAAGAAGAAAAGAUAUGCCUGAAAUUAGUAGUCAUUUUGAUUUUACCCAAGAAGGAACAUCCGAUUUAUCUGAAAUGGGUGUAAAAAGUGUACAUAUUCCAAAUGAGACUUCUAAUGAUGAUGAAUCUAAUUCUAUUCAUGUCCAUUCAAAUGAAUUAAUUAUAGUAGAACAAGAUAAUGUUGAUAACAUUGAGAAUGGUGUUUAUAAAAGUCCUCAUGAUGAAAGUGGAAAAAUUGAAAAUAUUUCUGAUCCAACUGUUUUUCAAUCUAAAUUAGCAUCAUUUAUUGUUGCAUCGAAAAUUCCAAAAACUAGUGCUACCAAAUUAUUAAAAUUACUAAAGACUGUGGAUAAUCUAGAUUGUUUAAAGUUGUUAACGUUAGAUUCUAGAACUUUGUUAUCUACACCUCGAUCAGGUGAUAUUGAUAUUAAAAGUAUUGGUGGCGGAGAAUAUAUUCAUUUUGGUAUCUCAGCAGGGUUAAUUUACACUUUAAAUAUAACAAUUGAACCUGUAAACAAUUUGUCUACAUUAGAAUUGUGGUUUAAUGUUGAUGGUCUUCCUAUUGAUAAAAGAGGAAAAUCAUUUUGGCCAAUAUUGUGUAGUUUUUGGGUUAAUGAUUCAAUAAUGAAACCCUUCAUUGUUGGAGCUUAUUUUGGAUCAAAAAAACCAUUUAAUGUAAAAGAAUAUCUUUCCCCUUUUAUUACUGACAUAAACAACCUUCUUGAAAAUGGUUUACAAUUCAACAAUAAUUCUCUCAAUAUAAAAGUCAAAGGAAUUAUAGCUGAUGCUCCAGCAAGAGCUUUUAUAAAGCAAGUUAAAGGCCAUUCUGGAUACUUUGGUUGCGAGAAAUGUAUAGAAGAAGGAGACUAUUUAUCGGGUAGUGUAAGCUUUCCUAAUGGAAAUGCACAGCUACGUACUGAUGAAUCUUUUAAUUUAUAUUUAAAUGAAGAACACCAUAUUGGAGUAUCCCCAUUAUUAGGAAUAUCGGGUCUGGGACUAGUUUCAUCAAUCCCUUUAGAUUAUAUGCAUUUAUGUUGUCUGGGAAUCAUGAAAAAAAUGUUACAUCUUUUAAUUAGAGGUAGUACUGUUCCAAAUGCUUGUGGCUCGGUUCGGGUAUCAAAAUCACAAAUUGAACGAAUAUACAAUCGAAUGAAAAUUAUAACAAAAUGUUUAAGUUCUGAUUUUUCUCGGAUUCCUAUAAAUGAUUAUAAAACCUUUAAAGCUACAGAAUUCCGUCAAAUAAUGAUGUACACUGGACCUUAUAUUUUCAAGAACAUAGUUAGUCAACCAGUUUAUAAUAAUUUUGUGAUAUUUAAUAUUUUGAUGCGGCUCUUGAGUUGCCAUACAACUGUGUAUAGUCAAAAUGAUUAUGCAAAAAGUCUUGCAAAAUAUUUUUUAAAAACAUUUUGUGAUGUUUAUGGUAAAGGGAACGCCUCGUAUAAUGUACACUCAAUAAUUCAUUUGGUUAAAGAUGCAAAAAAAUAUGGAGUUGUUGACAAUUUUUCAUCAUUUCCAUAUGAAAAUUACCUACAACAUAUUAAAAAAAUUUUUCAACCUGGUCGAGCUCCUUUAGUGCAAUUAUAUAAUAGAAUUGUAGAAGAACGUGAAUGUAAUAUUACUCGUGGAUUAUAUAUCAAUUUUCCUGUCUUAUAUGGAUGUCAUUCUAAAGGACCAUUACAAAGUAGUAUAUUGAAUAAAUCAAUAUUACAAUAUUCAAUUUUAAUUAUGAAAUUGUUUACCAUUCGAGUUACAUUUGAAAAUCGUAAAAGUACUAAAAAAGAUGAUUGCGUCAUUUUUUCUUCAUCUGUAAUAUGUAUAGUGCAAAAUAUAUUGAAAAUUGAUGACAAAUUAUUCCUUUUAUGCAAGCAAUUUGAGAAAGUUAUUCCUAUAUAUAAUGAACCGUUUUCUAGUGCAUCAGUUGGUAUGUUUGAAUGUAGCAAAUUGUCGCCAAUACUAAAAUUAUUUCCCAUUUCAAAUAUUCAAUUCAAAGCUUGUUAUUUACCUAAUUAA
Macrosiphum euphorbiae (potato aphid) is the source of this 2064-nucleotide messenger RNA. The record is from the annotation of a GenBank genome assembly. NCBI's taxonomy places the organism in Eukaryota, Metazoa, Arthropoda, Insecta, Hemiptera, Aphididae.